This is a messenger RNA of Ostreococcus lucimarinus CCE9901, 3790 nucleotides long. RefSeq names its product Heat Shock Protein 70, chloroplast (gene HSP70B). Gene Ontology annotation, cellular component: chloroplast; cytoplasm. Gene Ontology annotation, molecular function: misfolded protein binding; ATP-dependent protein folding chaperone; ATP hydrolysis activity. The record is from RefSeq and is a predicted model, not a curated record. Bases 71 to 2158 code for a protein of 695 amino acids. Gene Ontology annotation, biological process: protein refolding; cellular response to unfolded protein. The transcript has 3 exons. NCBI's taxonomy places the organism in Eukaryota, Viridiplantae, Chlorophyta, Mamiellophyceae, Mamiellales, Bathycoccaceae.
GUCUUGUACAGCGUGCGACUGAGGCGCUCUCAAGCAACUGGAAAAGUUUCAUAAGUCUGCGAUCGCCAUAAUGUACGCAAGCUCACCACAUAUCCUCACAAAAAGCACACGAACGUUCUCAGUUCAAGGUGCCGCCGCCUCGAGCCGCGCUCAAAGGACCUUCGGUGCUGGACGCUCUGUUGACCUCUCUACCCGCAAGCUGACACCCGGCAUUGAUGUGUUGAAAUCUCGACGUUACUCCGCGCGCGUCGCGCGGAAGCAGUCGUUGUGUGUUCGCGCCGAAAAGGUGGUCGGUAUCGAUCUCGGAACUACAAACUCAGCGGUUGCCGCAAUGGAAGGUGGCUCUCCCACUAUAGUUACAAAUGCUGAAGGCGGACGUACGACACCUUCAGUUGUUGCGUAUACGAAGACUGGUGACCGCUUGGUCGGACAAAUCGCGAAGCGACAGGGGGUCGUGAAUCCUGAAAACACCUUCUUUUCUGUCAAACGUUUCAUCGGUCGCAAAAUGGACGAAGUAAACAGUGAGUCUAAAGAGAUUCCAUACUCUGUUGUCAACAGUGCCGGUAAGGUGAAAAUUGAGUGCCCGGCACUUGGAAAGCAGUUUGCAGCCGAAGAAAUCUCCGCUCAAGUGCUUCGCAAGUUGUGCGAUGAUGCGGCUAGUUUUCUUGGCGAUGCAGUAACAAAAGCUGUGGUUACUGUGCCGGCGUACUUCAAUGAUAGUCAACGACAGGCUACUAAGGAUGCUGGCCAGAUUGCGGGUAUUGAAGUUUUGCGAAUUAUCAAUGAACCGACAGCAGCCUCACUUGCUUACGGUUUUGAUCGUAAGUCGAACGAGACUAUUUUGAUUUUCGAUUUAGGAGGUGGUACGUUCGAUGUAUCUGUUCUUGAAGUCGGAGAUGGUGUCUUCGAGGUUCUGUCAACUUCCGGCGAUACUCACCUCGGCGGUGAUGAUUUCGACAAGCGUAUCGUGGAGUGGUUGGCAGGCGACUUUGAAAAAUCUGAGGGCAUCGAUCUCAUGAGUGAUAAACAAGCGUUACAAAGACUGACCGAGGCUGCUGAGAAGGCGAAAAUGGAACUGUCAACCACUUCGUCAACGUCCAUUUCGCUGCCUUUCAUUACUGCCACGGCAGAUGGACCAAAACACAUCGACACUUCUCUCACCAGACCAAAAUUCGAGCAACUAUGCGAUGAUCUGAUUAAUCGUUGCAAAGUUCCUGUUCAGCAAGCGCUGAAAGACGCGAAGUUAAGUCUAGCGGAAGUUGACGAAGUGAUUCUUGUUGGAGGCUCAACACGCAUACCUGCUAUCCGCGAAUUGGUCAAGAGUCUCACUAAGAAGGAACCGAACAUGAGCGUAAACCCCGAUGAAGUCGUAGCACUUGGCGCCGCUGUGCAAGCUGGGGUACUCGCUGGUGAAGUCUCGGACAUCGUUCUACUUGAUGUGACUCCGUUAUCCCUUGGCCUUGAAACGUUAGGAGGGGUGAUGACAAAACUUAUACCUCGAAACACAACACUUCCCACAUCGAAGUCAGAAGUGUUUUCCACGGCCGCUGACGGACAGACCAGCGUCGAAAUCAAUGUUUUACAAGGCGAGCGCGAAUUCGUCAAAGAUAACAAGAGUCUUGGAAACUUUAGACUGGACGGCAUACCCUCUGCUCCUCGUGGUGUACCGCAGAUUGAGGUCAAGUUCGACAUAGAUGCUAACGGUAUCCUUUCGGUCGAAGCUUGCGACAAGGGCACGGGCAAGAAACAGGACAUUAAAAUCACUGGAGCUUCUACGCUUUCGUCUGAUGAAGUCGAUCGCAUGGUCGCCGAUGCGGAAAAAUUUGCAAGCGAAGAUGCAGCAAAGCGCGAACAAGUCGAGGUGCGAAACAGUGCUGAUUCUAUGGUUUACCAAACCGAAAAACAAGUGCAAGAACUCGAUGAAAAAAUACCGCAAGAUGUCAAAGAAAAAGUUCUUGAAAAAGUUGCUGAGCUCAAGCAAGCCAUAGCGAGUGAUGACUUAGAGAAGAUGAAAACCGCACAAGAAGAUUUGCAACAGCAAGUUAUGGCGAUGGGCCAGGCGAUGUAUCAAGGGACUGGUUCUGAAACCGGACAAGAAGCUUCGACUGAUCCUUCUCAAGAUGAUGUCAUAGAUGCAGAGUUUUCCAGCGAUAAAUAAGUUCACUUCGACUUGGCGAAUUUCUCCCGGUCUUGCUUCUCAGUGAAAUGAUUUAAUGAUACGCACGCCGAACAUUCUUUCCGACCUCACUUCACCGCACUUCGCAUUUUCUCGAGCAAUGAACGUGCACUUUCUCUUGUUGCAGGGAGUUUGUCGUGAACCUAAAUAUGAACCAUUUAUUCAGUUUGUACGAAAUACUCGUAGAAAGCAAUCCGUACCAGGGCCUCUAAUUUCCGUUCCCAGACUGCCCGCGUGCCCUCGCCCUUGAAAUGACUUGAACCAUAUACUUCAUAAUCACUCAAAUUCAACUCACCUCACAAAUAGUCCCAAACGACUCACCGGGAAGAGAAUCAUUCAAAUUCUGCAUCAGAACGCUUCGAAAACUUGCGUUUGGAUUAUCAACAUUUUCUAAAGACAAGUUCACAAGUGUAAGCGACAAAUUAGUCGACAACGCUGCCAGUGCUUUCCUUGCUUCGACAGCCACAAAUUUCUUCCCCGAUGAGUUCAUCUCAAUCAAAUUACAGAAGCAUCGCUGGAUCGAAUCUUCAUCCUUCAGUAUCUUGGACGUAUCGUAUCCAUCGAUGAUCUCUGUUGCGCAGAGUAGGGCUGACUUGCUUACAACACUUCGCAGGUUUCGCAUUUGUUGCAAUAUUGAGUGCAGUGCUGGUUCAGCAUGGCUCUCGAACGCAUCUUUAUGGAAGCGAACAAGACGUCGAAUAUAUAGCAUCGCAUUGCAUGAUAUCAUCCACUCUUUGCUACUUACCUCACUCACAACACGCGCAAUCGAAGUGCCGGGUUCUUCACAAGAUGAGAGUUGGUCGGAACUUACAUAGAAGGACGAAACAUCCACUUGGGGAGGCUCGUCUUCUCUCGCCAACACGCCCCUCUCUGGCAUAGCGAUUCAGAUUUGGAUUACCGUAAAAUGAGAUAAGCACGAGAUGAGCAGUGACGCUCGUGGACUGUAAGAGCGUCUACACGGACGCGCCCGGGCUGAGACCUGAAGUAUCCCGUCGAGCUAAAAUGUCUGAAGUGUCUGAAUGCUUCAAUAUAGAUACGGGUUUUCUGCUGUUUGUACUGUAUUUUGUACCGAACAUCGCGGGUUGGUAUUACCUAGCGUACAAACAACUGCACGUAUACAAUCAAAUACGACAGAGAGCGUCACCUGUCGGAGCAGGACAGUAGGGCGUGCUGCGAAGAUGCAAACUCAGAAUGAGAUCGAUGAUCUAACGAUGCAGAUCAAGGUAUUCGUUUGAAAGCUCAUCUAUCUCCGACUGAUUGCUUCCAAGGAUCCAAGCAGAGUGCGUGGCUCUGGUUACAUCCAGUUUCCACCACAGAGGCCUUUUGCUACUCCUGUUAUAGUGCAACCGCCGACUAUCUGUCAAUCCUCGCACGUUCGUUCAUCGGUUCCACGGACCCAAUCUUCAGUGGCUAGAGCACCUCAGGUGGUCACUCCACGGUGUGUGUCUACCGAAGUGCAUGAAUCUACGGGUACGGGUGUGGAGUCGGUUAUCAGUUCAGAGGUACGCGCAACACGGUUUUGUCUUAUUUCGAUCUGAGAAACUCCCUGACAGCCGGGCCUCGCAGCACCAAUCAUCAGCAACCAGCCGGCUGACUUGAAGCUGUCGCGUUCGC